Messenger RNA from Phytophthora infestans T30-4, 728 nucleotides. RefSeq lists its product as uncharacterized. The record is from RefSeq and is a predicted model, not a curated record. The transcript has a single exon. The coding region runs from base 12 to 728 and encodes 238 amino acids. Gene Ontology annotation, biological process: snRNA export from nucleus. NCBI's taxonomy places the organism in Eukaryota, Oomycota, Peronosporomycetes, Peronosporales, Peronosporaceae.
GUCACUUGACUAUGGACGUACCACCACCUGCGCCUGUGGCCGUGCGGACCGACGCCGCUGCACCCGCUCGCUCACCGCAGAAACAGCAGAAGAACCACAGGCAGAAGAGCAAGAAAGGCAGCAAUGGGCCACAGACGCCGUGCGGUAAUAAGCCCAAGCGACGUCGCAAUAAUCUGAAGCAACCGUUGACGAAAGACAUGCCGCGCGUGAUGUCCGAGCUGCUGAAGGAGCCCAAAGUAGCGCUGCUGCAUCGCGUAGUGAAGAACGUUGGCCCCAAAGUAUCGUGGCAGCUACUACGCGAAACGCUGCGGCUCGAGAAAGACGGCGGUCAAAUAGUAAACGCUUUGGGCAGUGGCAAGCCUGAGCUCUUCUUGGUGGUGGACGAGGUUUCGCGAGAAUAUAAGCCGCGACGUCGUACGUCCGGUGGUGUAUUCUUCACGUUACUUAAGGACAAGGUGUCCAAGGAGGUGUACCGCACUAUCUACGAGGUGGAGGACAGGAAGAAGAAGGACACCAAGAAGCGCGCCCGCAACCGCCAGAGGCAAAAGAUGGAAAACACGCUGGCCAAGUUGGGCUUCGACGAGUUGUCACUUGCACCGGGAGGCGGGGGCCUUGCUGCUACGAGUGGUGAUGGGACUGGUGCACACGUUGUUCCAGUUCCGGCAGGGAUCGCUGCGACAGGAGCCGAAGAGGGCGAGGUGGCGGUGGAAGAUAUGCAGAUCAGCUGA